Molecule: messenger RNA, 1785 nt
Organism: Fusarium sp. VM40
Lineage: Eukaryota; Fungi; Ascomycota; Sordariomycetes; Hypocreales; Nectriaceae
Source: the annotation of a GenBank genome assembly
AUGAGCGCCAAGUUCAGGCCCAAGCACGUCUUGAGAACUUGGAGCGUCUUGUCGGGACGGCGAACAAGCACUUCGAGCGCAGUACAAGAUGUGACAACAGCUGCCACUUUGUCACAAAAUCCGAGCUUUACGGAACAUAUAGACACGCCAUCCCUGUUUCCUCCAGAUACCUGCUACCAGAAUUUUAACGGCACGACGCACUGGUUCUCAGAUCUACGCUCAACUUUUUGGAACACAGAUGCCGAAGCUCAUGUCGUCCCUCAAGUGGAGUCCGGAGCCGGAAUAGGGGUAUUGUUUGGAGCCAAUAUCUCCUACGGUCUCACUGUUGAAGAAGUUCUCAAUACCCAUCUCCCCUCCCAAAAGGUCACAGAUCGCCUGGUUUCCAUAUACUUCCGAGUCCGGUUGUAUGUUACUCCUUUCAUACAUCCAUUACAAUUCCGAAGGCAGUACGAUGCAUUUUGGAAAGACCUGAGUUCAGCGUUACCUAUCUGGAUUUUUAUGGUCUUUUCGAUACUUUACAUGGCCGCGAACGCUUCCCGAACGGGUAGAGACACCGACACCCCCGCGAGUGGAUUAACAGUUGCUGCCGCCCAAUGUCUCGCGCCGGACGAGUAUUUCCGCCCCAAGCAUUACUCACUUGAAGCACUCCUGCUCUAUGGUCAAUUACAGUUUAUCACUUGUCUGGAAAUCUCUCCAGAUAUGGGGUCUGUCCUUAGCAUCCUUGGCCACAUUGCCACCGUCUCAGGUUACCACCGGGAGAGCAAUGGCCAGGGCCUAAGCCCUGUUGAAAAGGAGAUGCGUCGUAGAACUUGGUCUGUUCUUAUCCAAUUAGAUCUCCUGGUCUCAUUUCACCUGGAUCUUCCUGGUAGAAUCCCUUCAUCAGUGUCGGACAUAAAGCCUCCAAGCAAUCUUCUCGAUUCCGAUUUUGACGAAGAUAGCGCUCGACUGCCUCCCUCCCGGCCUGAUACUGAGUUGACGGGAGUGACAUUUUCUAUUCUAAAGCUCAAAUUCAUGACUGUAUUCGACAAAAUUCUCCAACAUGUCUCGAUGCCUCGUAUACAUGAGGCAACAGACGCUCAUAUCGAUUCUUUGGACGGCGAACUCAAAGACUUAUACAAAUCUCUGCCGGAGCUAUAUCGGCCUAGGUCAAUCGCAGAUUCUGUCAUUGAUCCUCCGCAACUCCUCGCUGCGCGUCUUUGCAUCUCUUUUGUAUACUACAAGUGCCUCUGCGUACUACACCGCCCACAUGUAACCAAACCACGAGCCAAAAGCAAGCAAGAGGGCUAUACCGCAUCAUUCGCUCUUGUUACCGAGCUCUUGCAUGUAUAUGAGGAGUGCAAACCUGGAGGUCAGCUGGAAACCGAGGAGUGGCUCCUGAAGAGUAUCACUUGGCAUGACUUCCUACUCGGUAUCACUACUCUAUGUCUAGUGGUUUAUACAAUAAGUCAGGGCACGCAAGAACUGGAGAUUGAUAGGUCUGGUACAUUGGAGAUAUUGGAGACAGCCAGAACUGUGAUUGAAGCUGAGCGAGCAGCUGAUGGUGCAAAAAGCCGUUCGAAGGCCCUAUCCGUUGUCAACUCCACUAUUUAUCAGCUCCGGAGGCAACACAGCGACGGAGACAUCACAUCAAUGGAUGUUUUAUGUUCUGCACCGUCUAUCAAUACUGAAAAAAUACCACAAUCUGGGGGCCACGGUUGGUGCUGGAAUCUAAAUGAGGAAGAUGGAUCGAAUGAUACCAAUUGGGAUUAUUUGGAUGAUUUCCUCAACGGUUCUAACGGGCUAUAA